Oryctolagus cuniculus (rabbit) is the source of this 2718-nucleotide messenger RNA. The record is from RefSeq and is a predicted model, not a curated record. NCBI's taxonomy places the organism in Eukaryota, Metazoa, Chordata, Mammalia, Lagomorpha, Leporidae.
ACGCAGACGGCAGCGCGUCCUGCUGCGAUGUGAUCUGGACACGUUGCCAAAUUCCCUCCCCACCUCCAGUGAGACCACGAGCUCUGAGCACAGCACAUCAUCUUGUGCCUGUUGUUCCCCGCGUCACUUGGUACAAUAGCCAGUAUACACUUGGUGCUCCAUAAAUAACAUCUACGAUUGUUGAUCAUGGUUUUAUGUGCCCUGCCAUUUUCUCUGCCCUCUUAUUUUUAUUCAUGUGGGAGACAGAGACAGUGACACACACGCACACACACACACACACACAGAGUUCCCACUCACUGGUUUACUCUCCAGGUACUUGGAGCAAGCAGGGGGACUGAAACCAGAAGCUGGGAACCCCAUCCAGGUCUGUCACUUGGGAGGCGGGAGCCCAGUCGUUUGAGUCAUCACUGCUGAUCCCAAGGUCUGUGUUAGCUGGAAACUGGAGUCAGGAGCCAGAGGGGGUCCCGUGGCCCUGAGUCUUCAAGGAGCUGGGGUCUUCAAGGAACCUUGGGAGAAUGAAAACCCAGGCUGCCCGGCAGCUCCGCCUGCUCCAAGUGAGAAAGAAGUGGCUCCUCCCGGCCUUCAGCGCCGUCCUCUUCCUGCUGGCUGUGGUCAUGACCGGCUGCUUCUUGUGGCAGUAUCACCUCCCCAAGCUGCUGGCCGGUUCCCCGGCACCAGAGGCGACAGCUGCCCCCGUGAGCAUGUGUCCCCGGCAUCCUGACCCCGUGCCCCUGGCCCACCCCCUUCCUGUGCUCAAGGAGGCCCUGGAAAAGGUGGACCGGGUCCUGCGCCAGGCAAUGGCGGCCCCAGGCCUGGCGGCCAUGUCCGCAGUUGUCGUCCACAACGACACUGUGCUCUGGACUGGGAACUUCGGGAAGAAGAACGGCUCAGACCCCACUUCUGGGACCCCCAACGAGUACACCAUGUACCGGAUCGCCAGUGUCUCCAAGAUCUUCCCGGUUCUCAUGCUGUACCGCCUGUGGGAGCAGGGCACCGUGGCCUCCCUGGACGACCCCCUGGAGCGCUACGCCAGCACCUUCACCAUCAACAACCCGCUGGGCGUGGCAGCAGCCCCUGGGCGGCCGGAGGAGGUGGGCCCGGCCCCACGGCCUUCGCAGGUCACCCUCCGAAGGAUGGCCAGCCAGCUCUCAGGACUGCCCAGGAGGCUGCGCUCCACCUCACUGCUGUGGAAGGGCAGCACCCAGGAGGCCCUGAAGCUGCUCAAGGAGGACGUGCUGGUGGCCGACCCAGGAACCAGGUGCCAUUACAGCACGCUGGCCUUCUCGCUCCUGGCGCAUGUCCUGGCGGCCCACACCCCACAAGGGGACUACCAGCGCUGGGUCUCGGACAACGUGCUGGAGCCGCUGGGGAUGGUGGACACGGGCUUCGACCUCACGGCCCCGGUGCGCGCCCGCCUGGCCGCCGGCUUCUACGGCAGCGGGCGGCCGGCGCCGCUCUACGACCUGGGCUGGUACCGCCCGUCGGGGCAGAUGUACUCCACCCCCGCCGACCUGGCCAAGCUGGCCACUGCGCUCCUGGGCGGUGGGCCCCAGAGGCUCCUGCGGCCCGACGCCGCCAAGACGCUGCUGGCGCCGCUGCUGGCGUGCCCGGGCGCCUACUUCGCCAACGAGACGGGCACGCCGUGGGAGUUCCACGCGCAGCGGGGCUACCGCGUGGUGCGCAAGGACGGCGACCUGGAUGGCUACGCCGCCACCUUCUCGCUGGUGCCCCCGCUGCGCCUGGGCCUCGUGCUGCUGCUGGCCGGGCCGCGGCCUCCGGGACCUGACCUGGUGGCGCAGGCCUACGACGUGCUGCUGCCCGCCAUGGAGACGGCGCUGCGGCAGACCGAGCCGCCCCCGGCGCCGCCGCCCAGCGCGCGCCCCUUCGCCGGCUUCUUCACCUUCGCCAACCUGACCUUCUACGAGGUACACGCGGGGCCGGCGGGCGAGCUGCGCCUGCGCCAGUUCGGGGCGCGCGUGGAGGCGCUGGUGCCGCCCGCCUUCCGCACGCUGGCGCUGCGCCACGUGCGCGGCCGCGUCUUCCAGCUGCACGUGGCCCGCGAGUUCCCGUGCGCGGUGCCGCUCGGCGACGCCUGGCUCUCGCUGGAGGCCCAGCACGGGCAGCUGGUCAACUUCUACCCCCUGGAUGGGCACGGGCUGUCCCCGGGCUUCGAUGUGCCGGGCCUCAACACGUACCGGGUGCUGCGGCUGCAGCAGAAGCCCGGCUUCGGGGCGCAGUGACCCGGGCCGCCGGGCUUCGCAGCCUGGGGUUGGGAAGGGGGAGGCCCCGGGGAUGCCGGUGGGAGAACCCUAGCGGCUGGCCUGGCGGUCCCCAGCCGGGGCGCAGCCAGUUACACACACACACACACACACACACACGGGAGGAAGAGGUGUGUGCAGAAAUUUAGAAACAUUUAAGAGUUUUAGUGGACACCGAAACACGGAGACCAGCGUCCUUUUGUGUCUGCUGAAUCUAAGAGUACGGGCUUGUGUUUUGCCUUUAAAAAAAAAUAGACCUUCCUGAGUUAGAAUUUUCAGAAAAUGAGACGCACCCCAGGGCACAGCUGGGUGACUCGGACAGCAGCCUGCAGCGGCCCGGCCAUCAGGACGCAGACGGCUUCUUCCCACUGCUCUUCCUCUGCGGGCAGCUCCUGCAACCCCUGAUGGGCUUUCUGUCAGGAUGGAUUAGUUGCGCCUUCUAGAACGUCAUAAAAAUGGA